AUGGCUUCAGAGAACCCCGUGGGAAGUCUCCAGUAUGAAGCUACUUGUCCCAUCUGUCUGGAGGAUUUUAAAGACCCAGUGAUUAUAGACUGCGGACACAAUUUCUGUCGAGCCUGCAUCACCCAGUGCUGGGAGGGAUCCGAUACAGCCGCCUCCUGCCCCCAGUGCAGAGAAACUGUGCAACAGAGAAACCUCAGGCCAAACAGGCAGUUGGCAAAUGUCCUAAAAAUAGUCAAACAACUGAAUUUACAGGUAAUGAAGGAUGCAGGAGGGGAGAGAGUGUGUGUGGAACACCAGGAGCCUCUCAAACUGUUCUGUGAAGAGGAUCAAACCCCCAUCUGUUUGGUGUGUGACAGAUCCCGGAUGCACAAAGCUCACACUGUGGUUCCCAUAGAGGAGGCUGCCCAGGAGUACAAGGAAAAGAUCCAGGCCCGUUUGAGGACGCUAAGGAAAGAGAGAGAAAAGCUCCUGGGAUUUAAAGUGACUGGAGAGGAGCAAUUCCAGGAGUAUCUGAUACAGACGCAAACUGAGAGGCAGAAGAUUGUGUCUGAAUUUCAGCAACUGCGGCAGUUCCUGGAGGAACAAGAGCAACUCCUGCUGGCCCAGCUGGAGAAGCUGAACAAGGAGAUUGUGAAGAUACAGAAUGAAAAUAUCUCUAAAUUCUCUGAGGAGAUUUCCCGUCUCAGUGAACUGAUCAAUGAGCUGGAGGGGAAGUGUCAGAAGCCAGCCAGUGAAUUCCUGCAGGAUUUCAAAAGCACCUUGAGCAGGUGUGAGAAGGGGAUGUUCCAGCAGCCAGUGGAGAUUUCUCCUGAGCUGGAAAAGAGACUCAAGGAUUUUGCCCAGAAAAAUAUUGCUGUAACGGAGACUCUGAGGAAGUUCAAAGACGUGCUGCCCUCUGAAGUAGAGUCAAGGAGAGGGAAAUCCCUGGGAUCAUACAGACCAGUGAAUGUGACUCUGGAUCCAGACACGGCUCAUCCCCAGCUCGUCCUGUCUGAGGAUCGGAAAAGUGUGAGAUGGGAAGACACACGACGGGAUCUGCCCAACAAUCCUGAGAGAUUUGACACUGAGAUUUGUGUGCUGGGGUGUGAGGGAUUCACCUCGGGGAGACAUUGCUGGGGGGUGGAGGUGGGUAAUAGGGGAUACUGGGCUGUAGGGGUGACCAGAGAGUCUGUGAUGAGGAAGGGAGGGAUCAGCCCUAACCCUGAGCAGGGAAUCUGGGCUGUGGAGCGGUGCUGGGAUCAGUUCCAGGCUCUCACUUCCCCACGCACCCCUCUACCUGUGAGCUGGGACCCCAGGAGGAUCCGGGUUUGUCUGGACUGUGAACGGGGGCAGGUGACAUUUUUCGAUGCUGGUGACGAGAGCCCACUGUUCACUUUCCCACUGGCCUUGGUCCCUGAGGAGAGAAUCCGACCCUGGUUCUGGGUGGGAGGAUCCCAGCUCAGACUUAGUUCCUGA
Molecule: messenger RNA, 1455 nt
Organism: Emys orbicularis (European pond turtle)
Lineage: Eukaryota; Metazoa; Chordata; Testudines; Emydidae
Product: zinc finger protein RFP-like
Exons: 7
Coding region: 1-1455 (484 amino acids)
Biological process (GO): protein ubiquitination
Cellular component (GO): cytoplasm
Molecular function (GO): ubiquitin protein ligase activity; zinc ion binding; protein binding
Source: RefSeq, a predicted model, not a curated record